This is a messenger RNA of Ambispora gerdemannii, 392 nucleotides long. NCBI's taxonomy places the organism in Eukaryota, Fungi, Glomeromycota, Glomeromycetes, Archaeosporales, Ambisporaceae. The record is from the annotation of a GenBank genome assembly.
AAUCUGAAGUUUCUGAACUUGAGAUUGAAUAUUGCUCUGUACGUGAAUACAUCCAAGACGUGUUUACCUCUCCCUUUGCCGUCUACGAUGAUGAUAAAAGUGGAACCAUCCACAUCAUCGUUCAAACUCCUGGUCUUCAAUCAAAGGAGGAUCUUGAGAUCAAUAUUGGGGACGACGACUGCGAAGUUACCAUCACAUGCAAGCUUCAAACCAUUAGUAUAUCAGGAACGGUCGUUGUUAACACUCUUCCAAGGGAAAAUCCACUAAAAAUCAAUUUAAGGCUUCCAAAAAAAAUCGAUGAUCAAACCAAGGUCAAAGCCAAAGUUGUUAAUGGAAUGACCACGAUUACUUUCAAGACAAAAAUCAUCUCAAGACGCCUUUUAAUUGAAUAA